AUGGCCGGGUUUCAAAUAUUAUUAUUGCUUCCUCCACUAGUCGUCGUGCUUCUGCGCUUCCACGUCAAGAUGAGUUUUGAACUUUCAUAAAACUUCUAACUUCCAAAAUAAGUUUCUGAGUUGUAAGCGCUAGUAGAUAAGGCCCGCGGGACUCCCGGAGUGCCGAUCCUCUUUGCUUGCAAAUUGGAUACGCAAAGUCACGCCGAAGCCCAUUCCGGUGGCCGAAGCACAAACUGUUGGCAGCGCGAUGCUGACAAAGCGAUGAUGGGACCCCCGCGGGAAAUGCCGUCACGGCUUUCGGCGUCUAGGUUUCUUAGUUCUGACAAAGCCGAGCGGAGCUCUAGCGCACCGCCUAGUUAGUUCUUCUGACUGCAUAAAGCUUCUCUAACUAAAUUACGAUUUUACAUAGCUAAUUAGCCAAAAAUUCCGAUUCGAAUAAUGCAAUCGACUCGCUUUUUUCAAUGUUGAAUUCUUGCAGGAAGCUUCCGAAGAACUUGUUGUGAUCAGUCCCUAGAGAUCGACGACACUGAAUCCGGACGGAGCUCGAUCAACUGCGAGGCCGGCUAA
Caenorhabditis auriculariae is the source of this 567-nucleotide messenger RNA. The record is from the annotation of a GenBank genome assembly. NCBI's taxonomy places the organism in Eukaryota, Metazoa, Nematoda, Chromadorea, Rhabditida, Rhabditidae.